GUCAAGGGUCCUGCCAAUUUCCUCUCCUCCCCACCAGGCUGCUGUCCUUUCCCAUUCCCACUUCACCACGCUCCCACAGUAUCGCAUCCCACGACUCUCGUCUCCCCUACGACCCUCCUCCCUGCGACAUACCUCCGUCCCGUCACUUCCUGUUGACCCUUCCUACCGCUGCGAAACCACAAAAUGGCGGAUUCAUUGACGGAAGAACAAGUGUCCGAGUUCAAGGAGGCCUUCUCGCUCUUUGACAAGGACGGCGAUGGACAAAUCACCACCAAAGAGCUGGGCACCGUGAUGCGCUCCCUGGGCCAGAACCCCUCGGAGGCGGAGCUGCAAGACAUGAUCAACGAGGUCGACGCGGACAACAACGGCACCAUCGACUUCCCCGAGUUCCUCACCAUGAUGGCGCGCAAGAUGAAAGACACCGACUCCGAGGAGGAGAUCCGCGAGGCCUUCAAGGUCUUCGAUCGCGACAACAACGGCUUCAUCUCCGCCGCCGAGCUGCGACACGUCAUGACGAGUAUUGGCGAGAAGCUGACGGACGACGAGGUGGAUGAGAUGAUUCGAGAGGCGGAUCAGGAUGGCGAUGGGCGGAUUGACUAUAACGAAUUCGUCCAAUUGAUGAUGCAAAAGUAGCCUCUGCGCUGCUUCUCUACAUCAGCAUGCCACCGCUCCGCCAGCUCAUCGCCACCUCUGCUGCAUGAAUCCUUUGCGUUGGUGCACUGACACGAAGCUUCCUCUCCCACUCGAUUCGCACCCCUUACGCAUUCUGUUUACACAGACGGCCAAUCGCGAUGGUGCGUGGGACUACUGUUGGCGGGCAUAGCUAGAUGUAUUCACUCCUCCCUCUCUUUUGUGCUUUUGGUGUGAUCUUGCUCGCUUUUCAACGUAACAAGCGCAGCGCAAAAGGAUUGUCGGGUGAGAGCAAUACCUUAUAUAUCGGGUACAUCCUUGCCCUUCCCUCUUCUAGAGGACACGAACACGGUCUCCCUACA
Molecule: messenger RNA, 992 nt
Organism: Neohortaea acidophila
Lineage: Eukaryota; Fungi; Ascomycota; Dothideomycetes; Mycosphaerellales; Teratosphaeriaceae
Product: EF-hand protein
Exons: 4
Coding region: 184-633 (149 amino acids)
Biological process (GO): spindle pole body organization
Cellular component (GO): central plaque of spindle pole body
Molecular function (GO): calcium ion binding; enzyme regulator activity
Source: RefSeq, a predicted model, not a curated record